This is a messenger RNA of Exophiala viscosa, 756 nucleotides long. Its product is annotated as proteasome subunit alpha type-4. NCBI's taxonomy places the organism in Eukaryota, Fungi, Ascomycota, Eurotiomycetes, Chaetothyriales, Herpotrichiellaceae. The coding region runs from base 1 to 756 and encodes 251 amino acids. The record is from RefSeq and is a predicted model, not a curated record. Gene Ontology annotation, biological process: proteasomal protein catabolic process; ubiquitin-dependent protein catabolic process. Gene Ontology annotation, cellular component: cytosol; proteasome core complex; proteasome core complex, alpha-subunit complex. The transcript has 4 exons.
AUGGCCCGCAGAUACGAUUCCAGAACCACAAUCUUCUCCCCCGAAGGUCGAUUAUAUCAAGUCGAAUAUGCACUAGAAGCCAUUUCACAUGCAGGUACAGCUCUGGGAAUAUUAGCGCAAGAUGGCAUCGUCCUUGCUGCGGAGCGGAAAGUUACAAGCAAACUGCUCGAACAAGAUACAUCUGCAGAGAAGCUCUACAUCCUAAAUGACAACAUGAUCUGCGCCGUGGCUGGAAUGACAGCUGACGCCAACAUUCUGAUCAACUACGCCCGACAAGCCGCCCAACGAUACCUUCUCACCUACAACGAAGACAUCCCCUGUGAGCAGCUGGUCCGACGGCUCUGCGACUUGAAACAGGGCUACACACAGCACGGAGGUCUGCGGCCGUUCGGUGUUUCAUUCAUCUACGCCGGCUGGGAUCCCCAACGGCAAUUCCAGUUGUACCAGAGCAAUCCUUCAGGCAACUACGGCGGAUGGAAGGCGACAAGCGUAGGAGCGAACAAUGCUAGCGCGCAGUCUCUGUUGAAGCAGGAUUACAAAGAAGAGUGUGACCUGAAAGAAGCAUGCGGCAUGGCGGUCAAGGUGCUGAGUAAAACGAUGGAUUCAACGAAGUUGAGCAGCGAGAAGAUCGAGUUUGCGACAGUGGGAAAGACGCCAGAUGGCAAGAUCUACCACCACCUAUGGUCCGGCGAUGAAAUCAUGUCACUGCUCAAGGAGCAUGGGCUGGCCAAGGAGGAGGAAGCGGAGACUGGCUAG